UUAUUAUGUUUGGUGGACGGUCUAAGUAUUGAAUUGGCAUAUCAACCGAUACAAUGAUAACAAAUACUAUAAGACAAAAUUAGCAGCUCAACUGUACGUGGUCUCUGUCAUUAUUUAUAUUUAUAUGCAUUAAUCAUCCUUGAGAGUUUUCAAGUGAGCGAGAUUAAUUAAUUACUUAAUUACCAAAGGUGAAAGCAGUCGGCGCCGAUGAUGAUGGGAUGCGAUGUGAAUCACCAAAGAGUAAAAGGCAACGGCAUAUGGAUGCACGUAGCUGAGAAAGGAUCAGGGCCGUUGGUGCUGCUGCUCCAUGGCUUCCCGGAGACCUGGUUCUCUUGGCACCGUCAGAUGGAGUUCCUUGCCGGCCACGGCUACCACGCCGUCGCUCCCGAUUUGCGAGGUUUCGGCGACACCGAUGCCCCCCUCUCCCCUUCUUCUUACACUUGGCUCCACAUCGUCGGCGAUCUCAUUGCCCUGCUCGACCACUUCUCUGUCCAACAGGCGUAUGUGGUGGGGACGGACUGGGGAGCGGCUGCCGCGUGGCAGCUGAGCUUGCUGCGCCCCGACAGAGUCAAAGGAAUCGUAGCUCUUUCCGUUCCCUUCACUCCACGCUUUGCUAACGUUAAACCGCUCGAAGCAAUGAGGCAAAAGUACGGAGAUGACUUCUACGUCUGCCAGUUCCAGGAAGCAGGGAGGGCGGAGAGGGCGCUAGCGAGGUACGAUUGCGCGACGGUGAUGAAGAAGUUCCUGCUCAUCAACAAGACUGAGAUGGUCGUGGCGCCUCCAGGAACCGAAAUCAUCGAUUUCCUAGAAACGCCGUCGGUGACGCCGCCGUGGAUCACGGAGGAUGAGAUUCAGUUGCUCGCCGGCAAAUUCCAGGAGUCGGGCUUCACGGGCGGUUUCAACUAUUACCGAGCUCUAGACUUAAAUUGGGAGGUGGUAGCGGCGUGGCAAGGAUCGAAGAUCGGAGUUCCGGCGAAGUUGAUUGUGGGUGACAAGGAUAUGGGAUACAGAAGCGGCGGUACCAAAGAAUACAUUGAGAGCUCCGCCUUCAAAACCUUAGUCCCAGAUCAUGAGAUUGUCGUUCUUGAUGCUCAUCAUUUCAUCCAUCUAGAGAGGGCCCACCAAGUUUCCCACGAAAUUUUAUCCUUCAUUCUCAAACUCUCAUGACUCAGUAUCAUCCUCCUUUUUUUUCAAAAAAAGACUGUCUUGACUCGGUAGUACUAGCAUGUCUAGUUUGUUUUAUUCUCCAACGUAUUAUUUAUCGCAAACAAUGCAACUUUUACAUAUGAGAAUAUCACCAA
Salvia miltiorrhiza (redroot sage) is the source of this 1301-nucleotide messenger RNA. RefSeq lists its product as uncharacterized. The transcript has 4 exons. The record is from RefSeq and is a predicted model, not a curated record. Gene Ontology annotation, molecular function: hydrolase activity. Lineage: Eukaryota; Viridiplantae; Streptophyta; Magnoliopsida; Lamiales; Lamiaceae. Bases 208 to 1167 code for a protein of 319 amino acids.